Molecule: messenger RNA, 1261 nt
Organism: Cyanistes caeruleus (blue tit)
Lineage: Eukaryota; Metazoa; Chordata; Aves; Passeriformes; Paridae
Source: RefSeq, a predicted model, not a curated record
CGGGCCCGUGUGUUGCAGGCGCUGAGGGAGCGCGGCUGCCGGAGCGAGGAGCAGUUCCGGGAGGUGCUGAGGGAGAUUGAGGCAGAAGUGCGGAGAAGAAAAGAGUUAAUCCAUCAGUCAGUGGAACGCAGAGCCAUCAUCUCCAAGUGCUACAAACCAAAACACCCAGAGGUGUACACCCUGCAGGAUUCCUUCCUGGCCCCAGAGUUUCUGGAAAUCGUGAGGUUCUGCACAUCUCCAGGUGCUGAUCUCCAGGGCCUCCUGAGCUACCUCGAGUCCUUCUCAGAUAAGAGGAUCUACCGACUCCCAGUGUUCACAGAGGAGUUCUGCCAAGCCUUUGUGGAUGAGCUGGAGAACUUUGAGCAGUCGGAUAUGCCCAAAGGCAGGCCCAACACCAUGAACAACUACGGGGUUUUGCUGAACGAGCUGGGCAUGGACGAGCCUUUCCUGACGCCGCUGCGGGAGCGGCUCCUGCCCAUCACGGCCCUGCUGUACCCGGAGCUGGGAGGGGCCUGCCUGGACAGCCACAAAGCUUUCGUGGUCAAGUACUCCCUGCACGAGGACCUGGACCUCAGCUCGCACUAUGACAACGCUGAAGUCACCCUGAACGUUUCCCUGGGGAAAGAAUUCACAGAAGGAAAUUUGUACUUCGGGGAUUUCAACCAGGAUCCCACCCCAGUGCCCAAAUACAUCGAGGUGGAGCACGUUGGAGGCCGGGGGCUGCUGCACCGAGGGGGGCAGAUCCACGGGGCCCUGCCCAUCGCCUCCGGGCAGCGCUGGAACCUCAUCAUGUGGAUGAGAUCCUCGGCCAUCCGAAACCAGCUCUGCCCCAUGUGCCGCAGGAAACCCGAGCUGGUGGAGGCCGAGGGCUUUGGGGAUGGCUUCACAGAACCCCUGGAGGAGGAGGAGGUGCCACAGACUGUGAAUCUCUGUGCCUUGGGGUAGUGGGGGGAGGAUUUCCUCACUCCAAAUUGCCCAAAGCACUGUUCUGACCUCCCAGGCUGCACCCCUGGGCUCUGCUGGGUGCAAGGAGCAGCUCUCACCUCGGGAAGGGAUGCUGAGCCAAUUGAGGGCUCAGCUGGGGCUGGAGGACUCUAAGACACACAAACUCCAACUCUGAUUCCCUGCAGGAGCUCUGUCAAUAAUUCCAAGUGCACAGGGGGAAAAACCCAAAGCUCCUUGGCCUCUCUGCCAACAGCAGCACCCCAGGUCCCACUGGAAAUGGGGAAGAUUGGUAGAAUAAACCAUUUCUCUGCUGUUC